UAACUUCACUGUUCACAUUUUAUGAUUCUACUUAUAUAUUUAUAUUUUAUUAUCUCUUCCACAAAUCCACAAAUUUGAAAAAAUGUUUUUAUGAUAAUUGAUAAUCACAUCGUUAGGGAGUAGAAGCUCCAGAUUGCCUUUGUCAAAGCCGGCUAAUUAUUACCAGAAUAUCAAGUUAUAUUACCCUACAAUUAUUUAUUGAUGAAAUUAAAUAAUAGUGAAUUAUGAUUUAAAUUAGCACCAAGUCUAUUUAACAUUUUACAUAAAUUAUUUAAACUUUAUCUACGCUAUGGAUCUCAUUGAAAAUACUAAUGAUAUAUCAAAAUCAAAUACUACAGAAAUUGUACCAGAUCAAGAGAAUAUGAUGGAAUUGGACAAAGAAAUCACUGACAAAAUUAAAACGCCACAACCAACCGUUAAACAUGAAGCAUCUACUAGUAGCCAAACAUUGAUAAAGAAUAGAACAGGAAAUGUGCAAGUAGACGAUUCAUUGUCUUGUACUCCAGUUCAACAGAAUGUUUCAGAAAAUAUUACUUCGACCCCACAAAGCAUGUUACAGCAUCAAUUAUCUGGGGAGGUCACACUUACUCCUACACACCGGUCAUUUACACCUCAAGUUCAGUCUUCAAACCCUCAUAGUUCCAUGGCUGCUAUUACACCAAUGGCAAGCGCAGUUAGUCAAGCAAAAAGCAGUGUUAAAUUUCAAAAUUGUGUUUCAACUGUAAGCUUAGGUUGUGAAUUGAAGUUAUUAGAUAUAUAUUGUCGGACAAGAUUUUCGGAAUACAACCCUGCAAGAUUUCAUGGAGUGGUUAUGAAAAUUUUAGAACCACGAGCCACAGCCUUAGUUUUCAGAUCGGGAAAAAUAGUUUGCACAGGAGCUAAGAAUGAACAUGAUUCGUAUUUAGCCGCUAGAAAAUUUGCCCGAAUUAUUCAAAAACUUGGUUUUCAGGCUAAAUUUCUUAAUUUCAAAGUGCAAAAUUUUAUCGCAACUGCAGAUUUAAGAUUUCCAGUAAGAUUAGAGGCUCUUCAACAAGCACAUGGACAAUUUACAUCGUACGAACCAGAAUUGUUUCCUGGAUUAGUAUAUAGAAUGAUACGCCCAAGGGUGGUUCUUCUGAUAUUUGUCAAUGGAAAAUUAGUUAUUACGGGCGGGAAAACAAGAAAUGAAAUUUAUGAAGCAUUGGAUAUUAUACACCCAAUACUAAGAAGUUUUAAAAAGAAUUAAUAUAUAUGUAUCACCUUUAUUUAUUCCCUGUAUUAUAAAUGAUAAAAUAAUAAACGUUGAAAUUCCAAAAUAUCAUUAAUUAA
Vanessa tameamea is the source of this 1308-nucleotide messenger RNA. RefSeq lists its product as uncharacterized. The record is from RefSeq and is a predicted model, not a curated record. Gene Ontology annotation, biological process: DNA-templated transcription initiation. The transcript is spliced from 6 exons. Gene Ontology annotation, molecular function: RNA polymerase II general transcription initiation factor activity; DNA binding. Lineage: Eukaryota; Metazoa; Arthropoda; Insecta; Lepidoptera; Nymphalidae. The coding region runs from base 290 to 1225 and encodes 311 amino acids.